GAAAGAUACAACGACGCAAUAACCAACCACCAUGAUGUCGUCGCAAGAGAAGCAAAUAAAGUCUUCACGUGCUAGAGCCGAAGCGAACGCGGAAGCCGAAGCCAAAGUCGAUAAUAAUCCAAGCUUUGGUUCCGAGCCCGAAUUCCUUGAAGAAAACAACAAUAACGAACUCGAGCACUUUGAAAGCAACGACCAAUUCGAGCACCACACUGGUAAGAUUUAAUUUGCGAUUCGUC
Mollisia scopiformis is the source of this 236-nucleotide messenger RNA. RefSeq lists its product as uncharacterized. NCBI's taxonomy places the organism in Eukaryota, Fungi, Ascomycota, Leotiomycetes, Helotiales, Mollisiaceae. The transcript has a single exon. The coding region runs from base 32 to 223 and encodes 63 amino acids. The record is from RefSeq and is a predicted model, not a curated record.